AUGGACGAAUCGAGGUUAGCGAGAGCCGUCGGACCGGUAAUGGACGAGGAGUCCAGUUGCGUAAGUUGUCAACGACCGGAUCGCGCGGAAAACAUGGUCCAGUGUGACCAAUGCGACAGGUGGCACCAUUACACGUGCGCCGGAGUGAAUGAUAGUGUCGCGGACCGGGCGUGGGUAUGUAGCAACUGCAUUACCCAGCAGAAGGAUGACAUCGCCUCCCUUCGAAGCGGAUCUAGUCGCUCCAGCACAACGUCAGCGUUUUCGGUUUGCCUGAGCCAGCUGGUGGAAAGGCAACAAGCCGAAAGAGCUCGUGCAGAGCUAGCGCUACAACGUCGUCAUCUUGACGAGCAGCAACAGCUCAUUGACAACGUGCUAGGAGGAGACAUAGCAGGCAGCCAUUGUGGUGGCGUUUCAUCCAGUGGUGCGAACAUUAAAGUGGCGCCGCCCGCCCAACGUAUGCGCCUUCCAACUCCACCUACCCCCGGGGCUCCCUUAGCUUCGUCUGUUCGUCGAUCAACACCACUGUUGGGUACACCCAGAACUACCGUACCACCGAUGGGUUCGACUGCAGUGCUGGAGCCAUCCGCUUCAAGGUCUCAACAGGAAAAGGAGCAUCCACUAACCGCCCUUUUGGAACUCAGGAACCGUGUUGAGCAGUGCGAAAAGCGCGCCAAACCAACACCUGAGCAACUGUCAGCGUUACGUGUACAGAUGGAGGUGUGCAGAACCCUUCUGGAAGAGUUCCAGUCCGGUGAAGAAGCAAGCGGACAAGCUCAACGGUCGGAUGCAAGCGAUCCGGUAGGACGACGACUACCAAAGCAAGCGACGACAACAAACGAGCCGCGAAUGGAGAAGCAGACCGGCGCCAUUCCUAAGGCGAGCCAGACGUUGGAAUCGGUACCGGAAGCAAAUACUAGUCUGCAGAACCCUCUCUGGCAAUUGAGGGAUCCGGUAAGCCAACCCAGUUUGCCUUCGGUAAGUCAACCAAACGCUGAAAUGCGUCCGAACCACGUCGAACCCCCAGGUAAGCGUCAAGCCUUGAAUCAUAUGAACGUAUCCCCUUCCUACCAUUGCCCCACGACCAAUGAUUACGAAACAACCCGUGAGCAGCUGCGAAUUGACGCGCGCCCGGGAGAACUUAAUAUGCCCCCCUCAAAUUUUCACGAGCAGCUGCGAGAAUCCCUCGCGCGCCCGAAUGCCUCGAAAACCUUGACUCGAGAUAACCGUCAAUCCGAACAACACUCAAUCGGAGAGCAAACGCGUGAACCUCCCCCGCGUACGGUUGAUUCGUCUCAGCCCCCUCGUCAGUCAGAAAGUACACGAAGAUACCAAGCGAUUCCUUCCCCAGUGCAACACGGUGCUCCCACACAGCAGCAGCUAGCAGCAAGGCAGUCCCUGGCUAAGGAACUUCCUCGAUUCUCCGGUGACCCUGCGGACUGGCCGAUCUUCAUUUCGAAUUAUCGCUACACGACUGAAGCUUGCGGUUUUUCGGAUGGAGAGAAUAUGCUUCGCCUCCAACGAUGUUUGACUGGACCGGCGCUGGAAACUGUGCGCAGUCGGUUGGUAUUGCCAGCAGCGGUGCCCCAGGUGAUCGAGACUCUUCGUAUGCGGUUUGGACGACCGGAACUGCUGAUAAAUUCUCUGCUGAGCAAGGUGCGGGAAAUCCCAGCUCCAAAGUCCGACAGGUUGGAAGGACUCAUCGACUUCGGGAUGGCGGUGCAGGCCUUAUGCGACCACAUUGAAGCGGCGAAUGAACGCGCUCACCUAUCGAACCCGUCUCUUCUGCAGGAACUCGUUACUAAACUUCCCGCGGACCAACGAAUGAUGUGGGCGGGAUACAAGCGGGGAUUCGAUCACGUCGAUCUAAAAACCUUCGGUGACUAUAUGGCGUCAGUGGUACAGGAUGCGACAAGUGUGGUGACCUUUGAGCCAGAAGGUAAAAGGGGCAGUGCUCGCGACCGUCCGAAGAGCAAGGGGUUCGUGAACGCCCAUGCAGUGGAAAGCGCGGGGAGUUCCGGAGUUUCAUCGAGCGAAUCGAGGGAAUCACCCAAACAAUUCGACUGCCUGAACUGCAACAAAAGUGGGCAUCGAGUGCGCGAUUGUGAAGUCUUCAAGAAAUUGGACAUCGACGAUCGCUGGAGAAGAGUUCGUGCGCUGUUGCUGUGCCAGAACUGCCUGUUUAACCAUGGACGUCGUGCGUGUCGAGGACGAAAGACAUGCGACAUUGAAGGCUGCCAGUUUCGCCACCAUCCUCUCCUCCACUCCCAAAGAGGACCACCAAAGUUGUCGGCACCGACGCCGAGAGUUCAGGUAGCCGAUAACCAUACCCACCAUCACGCAAUGUCAUCGAAACUCUUCCGUAUCAUUCCCGUGAUACUCCACGGUCGUAGUGGGUCAAUUGAAACUUUCGCCUUCCUCGAUGAGGGUUCUGACCUGACACUAGUGGAACACGACCUGGCUACUGCGCUGGGCGUGAAGGGGACGCCUCAUCCUCUAUGUCUUCGGUGGACUGGCGAUACUUCGCGAUUGGAGAAGGAAUCGCGACGGAUCACUAUCGAGAUCGCUGGAAAUGGGCAGAGCAAACGCCACAAGUUGGUGAACGCGAGGACCGUCAACAAUCUCAGUCUUCCCGUCCAAAGCUUCCAGGCCGAAGAAGCGGUGAAAGUGUACCCGCACCUAAAGGGCAUCCCAGUAAGCAGCUAUCAGAAUGCCAAACCCAAGAUCCUCAUCGGCAUCGACAAUCUGCAUCUGGCACUUCCGCUGAAGAUAAGAGAAGGUGAUGGAUCUGCGCCGGUGGCUGCUAAAACAAGGCUAGGCUGGUGCGUCUAUGGUCCUCGAGGAAGCAGCAAUCGUGAAUCGUACAGCUUCCACGUUGGAGAAUGCGCCUGUGACGAGAAGCUCCACGAGACGGUGAAAGAUUUUUUCGAUAUUGAGAACACUGGAACGGGUCUAGUGGAAACUCCGUUGACGAAGGAUGAUCAACGAGCGGUGACCAUCAUGGAAACUACAACUCGACGAGUUGCGGACCGUUUUGAGACGGGAUUAAUUUGGAAGGAGGACCAAGUGGAAUUCCCAAACAGCUAUACGAUGGCACUGCGUCGACUAGAAUGCCUUGAACGACGGAUGGAUCGUGACCCGGAGCUGAAGGAGAAUCUACAUCGACAAAUACGCGAAUACGAAGUGAAGGGCUAUGCACAUAAGGCGACGAAAGCGGAAAUGGAAGCAGCCGACCCAAGGAGAACGUGGUACCUACCAGUAGGAGCAGUCAUGAACCCCAAGAAACCGGGGAAGGUCCGUAUCAUCUGGGAUGCGGCCGCUAAAGUAGAUGGUGUAUCUCUGAAUAGUGCACUACUCAAAGGCCCGGAUCAACUAUCUUCUCUACCAGGGGUCCUAUUCCGCUUCCGUCAGUAUGGGGUGGCAGUAAGUUCGGAUGUUCAGGAGAUGUUCCACCAACUCCGGAUCCGAGAAGAAGACAAGAUUUCUCAACUAUUUUUAUGGCGCACUAAUCCAUCCGACAAUCCAACGGUGUACGUGAUGGAUGUUGCAACAUUCGGGAGCACCUGCUCGCCAGCAUCAGCACAAUUCGUGAAAAACCGCAACGCCGAGGAACAUUCCGAAGCCUACCCCGAAGCGGCAAAAGCGAUCAUUCACGACCACUACGUCGACGAUUAUCUGGCGAGCUUUAGCUCCGUGGAGGAAGCAGCAAAGGUGGCAAGCGAUGUGCGCUACGUUCAUGGCAACGGAGGAUUCAAGCUUCAUAACUGGCGGUCGAACAGCAGCACGGUGCUCAACAGACUAGGCGUAGUCCAACACGAUGCCGAUAAGGAGCUGGACCUGAUCGAAGGCGCGAAAACCGAAAGGGUGCUCGGUAUGCUUUGGAGUCCGUCAACCGAUGAACUGAGUUUCUCUACACAGAUGAGCGAAGAGGUGCAAACGCUGAUACGCACAACUACGAGGCCGACGAAGAGACAGGUGCUGCGAUGUGUGAUGACCCUAUUUGAUCCGUUGGGGUUGCUUUCGCCGUUCAUCAUCCACGGAAAGGUUCCCCAACGGAUCAAAUAG
Messenger RNA from Ochlerotatus camptorhynchus, 4062 nucleotides. RefSeq lists its product as uncharacterized. Gene Ontology annotation, molecular function: zinc ion binding; nucleic acid binding. Lineage: Eukaryota; Metazoa; Arthropoda; Insecta; Diptera; Culicidae. The record is from RefSeq and is a predicted model, not a curated record. Bases 1 to 4062 code for a protein of 1353 amino acids. The transcript has a single exon.